AUGAAGAUCCGUGUCUACACCCUCACUGAAGGAAACACCCUGCAGGAGUUUGCCUACGACUCCGGAAGUGGAUGGUACAACGGCGCCCUGGGAAGUGCUAAGUUCCAAGUUGCACCGUACUCUCGCAUUACUGCCGUGUUCCUGGCAGGAACAGAUGCGUUGCAGUUGCGGAUCUAUGGCCAGAAGCCAGAUAACACAAUCCAGGAGUACAUGUGGAAUGGCGAUGGCUGGAAGGAGGGCACCAACCUUGGAGCUGCCCUCCCCGGCACUGGCAUCGGAGCCACCUCCUUCCGCUAUACUGAGUACAAUGGCCCAAGCAUCCGGUACGAACCUCCAUACGCAAACAUUAAUACGGAAGCACUCACUAAUAAAAUAUGCGCACAGGGUCUGGUUCCAACUGACGACCUCAAACUCGUCCAAAGAGCUUAUAAUCCGCACAAAGGGUGGUACCCGGACCUCGUCACCAUCUUUGACAAGGCACCCCCACGCACCGCCAUUGCAGCCACCAGCUUCGGAGCCGGCAACAGUUCCAUCUACAUGCGUAUCUAUUUUGUCAACUCGGACAACACUAUUUGGCAGGUCUGCUGGGACCACGGCAAGGGGUACAACGACAAGCGAACCAUCACCCCAGUCAUCCAGGGCUCAGAGGUUGCUAUUAUCAGCUGGGGCAGUUUUGCCAGUAACGGGCCCGAUCUCCGUCUAUACUUUCAGAAUGGAACGUGUGUUAGCGCUGUGAGCGAGUGGGUUUGGACUUCAGCGCACGGGUCGCAGUUGGGCAAGAAUGCUCUUCCUCCUGCUUAA
This is a messenger RNA of Aspergillus pseudoviridinutans, 801 nucleotides long. RefSeq lists its product as uncharacterized. The transcript is spliced from 2 exons. NCBI's taxonomy places the organism in Eukaryota, Fungi, Ascomycota, Eurotiomycetes, Eurotiales, Aspergillaceae. The record is from RefSeq and is a predicted model, not a curated record. The coding region runs from base 1 to 801 and encodes 266 amino acids.